AAUUCCUAUCUAGAAUCUUGAACAAUUCCUUAAAAAAUCUUUCUUUUUGGUAUUUCUUGAAUAAAAAUCCAAUCUUUUUGUGUAUCACUUUCAUGGUGUCUUUAGUAUCUUCAACUUAGAUUCUAAUCUUUCUUGAAUCUCCAUCUGGGGUUGUUGUUUUCUUGAUUCUUGAUUUCUGGAUCUGUUGAGAUAAAUGGGUGUUUGUUUGAGCAAAAGUAAACCAGCAGAGUCUAAGUCUGAUGGGCAUUAUAGAUCAGGUGGGAGUGAUGGGGGUGGAGUUGGGGGUAAAGGGCAUAAUCAUGGAACCCAUCAAGCUCAAAUUCAGUAUACUAAAUCUCCAGGCCCAGAAACUCAAUUACCCUUGAGACCUCAAGCAAGUCCUAAACCAGUUUUCAAGCAAGAAACCAUUUUGGGUAAGGCAUUUGAGGAUGUUAAGGCACACUAUACACUAGGUAAAGAAUUGGGUAGAGGUCAAUUUGGGGUUACAUUUCUUUGUACUGAAAUAGCUACUGGUCAUCAAUAUGCUUGUAAGUCAAUAUCAAAGAAGAAACUUGUUACUAAAUCUGAUAAAGCUGAUAUGAGAAGAGAGAUUCAGAUUAUGCAGCAUUUAAGUGGACAACCAAAUAUUGUUGCAUUUAAAGGUGCUUAUGAGGAUAAGAAUUCAGUGUGUCUUGUUAUGGAGUUGUGUGCUGGUGGAGAGUUAUUUGAUAGGAUCAUAGCUAAGGGGCAUUAUACUGAAAGAGCUGCUGCAUCAAUGUGUAGAGCUAUUGUUAAUGUUGUACAUGUUUGCCAUUUUAUGGGUGUUAUGCAUCGUGAUCUUAAGCCUGAGAACUUUCUCUUGUCAGACAAGAGUGAAAAUGCUGCUUUGAAGGCAACAGAUUUUGGGCUGUCCAUGUUCAUUGAAGAAGGUAAGGUGUACAAGGAUAUAGUUGGGAGUGCUUACUAUGUUGCCCCUGAAGUCUUACGGAAGAGUUAUGGCAAGGAAAUAGAUGUUUGGAGUGCAGGUGUUAUGUUGUAUAUACUACUCAGUGGUGUGCCUCCCUUUUGGGCAGAAACUGAGAGAGGUAUAUUUGAUGCCAUAUUAAAAGAAGACAUUGACUUUGAAAGUCAACCUUGGCCCUCUAUCACAAGUAGUGCAAAGGACCUGGUCCGAAAGAUGCUCAAUAAAGACCCAAAGCAACGUAUUUCUGCUGCUCAAGUUCUUGAGCAUCCUUGGCUCAAGGUAGGUGGAGUAGCAUCAGAUAAACCAUUAGAUAAUGCUGUCCUCUCAAGAAUGAAGCAAUUCAGAGCUAUGAACAAACUCAAGAGACUUGCUUUAAAGGUCAUUGCUGAGAAUCUCUCAGCAGAUGAAAUUCUGGGGCUCAAAUCAAUGUUCCAUAACAUUGACACCGAUAAUAGUGGAACGAUCACGUAUGAAGAAUUGAAGAGCGGAUUGGCCAGACUUGGAUCAAAGCUCACAGAGGCGGAAGUAAAGCAAUUGAUGGAAGCUGCUGAUGUGGAUGGAAAUGGCUCGAUCGACUAUAUUGAGUUCAUCACUGCUACCAUGCAUAAACAUAGACUUGAAAGAGAUGAAAAUCUAUACAAAGCAUUUCAGUAUUUCGAUAAAGAUGGUAGCGGGUUCAUCACAAGAGAUGAACUCGAAACAUCUAUGGAAGAGCAUGGAAUAGGCGAUCCAGCUAGUAUAAGGGAGAUAAUAUCUGAAGUAGACGCUGAUAAUGAUGGAAGAAUCAACUAUGAGGAAUUUUGUACAAUGAUGAGAAGUGGAGCUAAACAACCAGGCAAGCUCUUCUAAUAACACGUGUCUCCUAGUCGUUGGAGGUAAAACUCGGGAGUGAUUCUUCAAUGAACUGUUGCGCUGCCCAUAUGACCGACAUCAAGUACAUGACCAACCUGAACUAGUUGGCGUUUUGAAGUUCUCCAGUUGAAACCUGUAAAUUGGUGAUUCCUGUUUCUAUAAUCUAUGUUCUCUGUGGUUCUUUUUCUCACAUGUUGAAUUGUCUACUCAGUGCACAGAGGAAAUGAGUGAACAUAGACUCUUUUACUAUUUGAAUAGAAACAAAUGACCUUGUAAAGAUAUCUUGUGUUAUUUUCAAAGUUUUUUUAUAUGUAAAAUAAAGAUCUCUCGUAAAAAGAAACUGAGAAUUUUUGCGCGAA
Molecule: messenger RNA, 2154 nt
Organism: Solanum verrucosum
Lineage: Eukaryota; Viridiplantae; Streptophyta; Magnoliopsida; Solanales; Solanaceae
Product: calcium-dependent protein kinase 2-like
Exons: 8
Coding region: 194-1792 (532 amino acids)
Biological process (GO): peptidyl-serine phosphorylation; protein autophosphorylation; intracellular signal transduction
Cellular component (GO): cytoplasm; nucleus
Molecular function (GO): calcium-dependent protein serine/threonine kinase activity; calcium ion binding; calmodulin binding
Source: RefSeq, a predicted model, not a curated record